UUUUUUGUGUUUGUACUUUGGCACCAGACAGAGAUGCUUCGGGACAAUCGUAAAGACCACCAGCUUUGUUUGGAAGCAGCUGGAAGAAAUGGGGCGAGUUGGAGAGUACAUUUUAAACAUAAAGUCAUUCUGUAACUGAUAAAGAUUUUAUUCCACAACUUCACAGGAAAUGUCAGUAAAACCAGUGGACUUACAGUGACAGCACCUACAUGUCUGAUAGAAGACAUUAAAAAAGGUGAGAUUUGGUAACUGUAAUUAACACUAACCUUGAAGAAAGCUACACUGACUUUGAACUUUUUUCAUAUUUCACUUGUACUGGAGUAGAAUUUAGUAUUUCAGCUUGACAGCUUUAGGAAACAGAGUAAGACAAUGGGCUCCACAGGCUCCAGACCCAGGCUGCGUAAAGUAGCUCCAUGUAAAAGCCUGCAAGAAGAGGGGACGCAGCCUGAACCACAAUGGAGCCUCCCUGCUCUGCCGGUCACUGUGGAGCAGCCGUCAGCAUCUCUGGGAAAGAAGAAGACAAUCUUACCUCCACUGAGACAGGAAAUAACUCUUUCCAAACUCUCAGAACCAUGCUUUGCAGGAAUCCUCCCACCAAAGCAAAGUAACAAUUCAAGCAUCAUUCACUCCCAUCCACCCCGAAGACCCCAGGCAAUGCACCCACUGGUCCUUCAAAUUGGCCACACAAGCACUGCCAAUCAAAUUGCCAUGGGCAGGGACUGCAGAGAUGGGGGUGUCCACCUGUUUUCUACAAUCGGCCAGACAGGACACUCUGGCACCAACAGAAUGAUUCAGGGAGGAUUCCUGGAGGCCCAGACAGCUCUCGCUCAACAGGCUCAUCAGCAUCGGCGAGCUCACCUCCGACAAGCCAGAGAACAAAGAAGACAUAAGGUUGUCUACUCAGUUAAUGUUGGAGGUACAGAAGGCAUCCAGAGGCUGAAACUUGUGAGAAGGCCCACAGAGAGGGACAUCUUCUGGGAUGAGACCACAGGAGAAAGUCUGGACCCCAGCUGCCUUCUGGACCCAAAAUCUCUGCCUCACCUCUGUGAAGAGAGACAGCGUAACCAGCCAAACAAACAGCUCCUGUGCAAAGGGGAAGACGGGAUCCUGACACAUCGAGCACAAGCUCCCAGAAACAGAGAGGAUAGAACACAACAAUCUGGACACAGAGGACUGUCUUUAGACAAAAACGUAUCAUGGAGAACUGGAAGGGAAAUAGAAGAAAGGGGUAACACACAGAGGGAUAGUUGGUUGUGGCCUGAGCUUGCCAGAAGCUGUCAGACAGCGAGGAUAAGAGGUGCAAGAGGGAUCUGGGACAAUAAACUGGACUAAGAACACUUAGUCAACCAACUUGCAAUACAAACAAAACUCUUGAUGUUCCGGGGAUUCUUCUCAUCAUGGCUGAGUGUAUGAUGCCCUCUACAGGUGAAAGCAGUGAGAACACUCGAGGCAGUGAGUCUGAGCCUCAUGUAGCCUCACUAUAAUAUUGAUAGCAAACAUCCAACAAUUUAUAUUUAGUUCAAAGAGUUGGGAUUCAAAUCAUCCAGCUUUGAAACUUGUGCUCUAUUAUUGGGCAUUUGUUAUAGAAAUUAGCACAAAAGAAUCCCUCAGUAUAAAGAUAUCACAUUAUUUGAAAAGAUCUGUGGCUCUUGAAGAAUAAUUAGACUGAAAACAGGAAACUGCUAAUUGCACCAUCAUUCUUCAAGUGGUCUCCCUGAGGCCGGCUCUUAGCGGGUUUAGAGAAGCUGAGAGGAUCUGGACUCCUACCAAACACCUGGGGCCACAGUGGCCGACAAAAGCCUGGUCCUCAGGCACGGUGCAAAGAUGAACAUUGCCGGGAUCACAUCGCACAGCAGGGGGCUGGGCGGGAAUUAAACAAGCAAAGAUUAUCCGGCAGUGGUUGAGUGGAAUUCAAUAGAUGAAAUAAGAAUUAAACUGUAUUAAAGAAAUAAAAGGUCUAACAUGAACCUUAUUGUACUCCACCACUGGGUGUCAUUAUUGGGCUGAGGGACACAGUGAAGUAAACUCCCACAGUUAAG
This is a messenger RNA of Sebastes umbrosus (honeycomb rockfish), 2039 nucleotides long. RefSeq lists its product as uncharacterized. The transcript is spliced from 6 exons. The record is from RefSeq and is a predicted model, not a curated record. Bases 370 to 1332 code for a protein of 320 amino acids. Lineage: Eukaryota; Metazoa; Chordata; Actinopteri; Perciformes; Sebastidae.